Messenger RNA from Porites lobata, 17670 nucleotides. The record is from the annotation of a GenBank genome assembly. Lineage: Eukaryota; Metazoa; Cnidaria; Anthozoa; Scleractinia; Poritidae.
ACAAAUAUGACCAGCAACAACGAUCUACAUUGCAUAUUAUUCUGCGAAUUUCACCCUACUGCAGGCCCGAAAAUUGUGUAUCAGGUAAGCGCCUUGCAAAAUUUGCUAAGUUGUUGAUUCGAGGGAGUAAAAUUAUUCUGAUUAGUUAUUGUUUAAUCUUCAGUUCCCUGAAGACUAUAUCUCCAAAGAAGAGUUUGAUGGUGUUGCUGUAUACAUUAUCCCAAAGCCCGAGCUACAGAGCAAACUCAUUACAAUGUGAGUUGGUUUGCUUACGAUAUACCUUAUUUUGAAUGUAAUAUAAAAGUUACUUGUAGCCGUUUUUGAAUGCAAAUCCUUAUAACACUUUUUUUCGAUCUGGUCAUAAUCAUUUAUACAUUCAGAACAGCUGAUCUACCCUGCAGUUAUGUUACGCACUAGUUAAUUAUUAAACAAAGCAAAGUUUACACAAUGCCAUAUAUUUUUUACUGAUCUUUAUAAUCUAUGACUUUAAUAGGGUGGUAAUUUUAAGGGCCUUGGUUGAAGGUAGUCAAUAUAAAGCACCACACAGCUCAUUUAUUGAUACCAAUACCUGAGGAAAGCAGAGGUCCUAAAGUUACCUUCUAUUAGACAGGCCAUGUGGCCCAGUGGCCAGAGCAUAAUCUGGUUUCUGUAGCAUUAAACUACAAGGAGUAUUGCUACCAUCCCCCCUCCCCUCCCCUCCUCCACUCAGAUUGGAUGCUAGCUGGUCUAAUCUGUUAGCAUCUGUUCCCUCUGUUUCCUCGGUCAAGAAGGAAGUCUGAGCUCCAAAAAAAAAAAUUUAAGAGUGUCUAGCUAAAUAUGAUUACUUUCAUUAAUGCCAGGAAAUUAUUCUGCCCUAAGUGCUCUGCUGUACGUAAUAUCUUACAAACGAAUAGAUGCUUUUACUAGAGUUAAAUCAACUCCUCAUUACUUGUUAUAUUUUUUAGCCAUUAACAGGGAUGUGCUCUAGCAGAGCCCGGUGGUCCCUGGCGCCUAACUUUUGCCCUCGGGCUCGGGUGACUAGAAAAUCUCAGAUUUUUCAUGCACAUCAUAUGCUGGGCACCCUAGAUUUUACAGUUUCAGAACACUGGGCUGCCUUCAAUUUUCCUUAGAGCACAGCCUUGAUUAAAUAUAGAUUAAGCUUUUUCUGGACAAUUUAAUGGCUUCGCUGUACUCAUAUAGUUGUAAAUGGGUCUAUCAUUCCUCAAGGUGCACAUUGAUUGGAGCCUCUCUUUGUUGCGUGGCCCUUGUCAUUGUUUUUGCUUGUUUGUAUGAUGUGAAUAAAUAAAUCCAUUGCAGUUUGCCCCCAGCAUUCUCACCAGUACCCCAUCCAUACACCAGGGUGAAGAGGGACAAAGUGGAGCAAAGUUUCUUGUCUAACAAUCUGCUACACAAUGGGGCAAGGCUUGAAGCCAGACCUAAAGAUUCAAAGUUGGAGUUGUUACCUGCUCAGCCAUCACGUCUCCACUAAACUUCACGAUGGUGAUCACCCACAUAACAAAGUAGGAAGCAAAAACUUCUGGCUUUGUAUUAAGUAGUUUUUCUUUUUCUUUUUUUAAUUGCAGAAAUGCACUUGAUCAUAAGUUCAUUGGCUGCCCUAUUAGUAUAGAAAGUGCAAAGUACUCUCGGAAUGCUCUCCUCUUCAAUGUUUGCUUUGUUCUUGGUCCCAAUGUUGAUACCAUUUGCUAUGAGGGUGUGGUGAAGAAGCUAGCAGGAUAUAUGACUUCACUUGAGGUAAAAAUUAAUAUUUUUCAGUUUGGUGUAGGUUUCAAGGAUUUCCUUAGGUUGUUUCAUUUUAAAAGAAGAGUAAACAAUAGACCUUCUGCUUGUGAUGGGCAGAAUAAUUUGUUAAAUGGACAAGUUACAUCUAUGGUACAUGUACACUUAUGGUCGGUGGCAACUGGAUAUUCAGCUGUUACAUUAUGGUGAACAAAUUGUCUGAGUGUGUAAGUAUUUGAGCCCUCAAAAAAACAACAACAACAAAACAAAAAAACCUUGAUUUUCUGCUUGAUGUUCAGUUGCAUUUCCUUGUUUUCAGAAUUCCUUUUUCUUGAUAAAUUUGUCAACUGACCAAUUUAUUAUCUUAAACUUGCAGCUUGAGGAAGGCUUCCUCUCUCAAGAGGAAAGAAAGGCCACUCUUCCAUCAAUCCUAAAAGAAAUAUUUGAUGAGCUUAAUAAGAACGGAAAGUGUAUGAUUCAGAUAGGUGAGUUUGCUUGUAAUGUUUCCUUUGAGUGGCACAGUCCUGGUUUCAAGCAGCACUUCUCAAAACUAGCUUGUCUCCUGCCCCAAUUGACUUCCUCAACCAUACUUGUAAAUAGCCAACUGGUUGUAUCUGACCAGUUGACCAAUAAUAUAUUGGUAACAGUUGUUUGAGGUUGCAUGAACUCUGACUUCUAAUUGGAUAUAAGUUCUGUGGGAAUCAUGCUACUCAUGAGAUUUAGGUUACUUGCUGUAGACUCAAGUUUGGCUCAGGCCAGUAAAACGCACAACAUGUACAGAUUUUGAUGCAGAAAGUAGAACUACGCUCUUCUUUCUGCAUCAACUUUUUGCAACCUGGAACAACCUGAUUAAUAUUCAACUUGUUUUGCAGCAAUGUUGCUGUUGCAAUGUUACCGUACCAUUAAGCAGAUUAUGGAUCAUUCUCUACUUUAUUAUUCCUAAUUUAGUGGUUUGUUGUUUCGUUAAACAGAUGAGGCUAACACAAUUCACCUUAAGUGCAGCAUUGCUCCUUUCAAUGAUCCAACUUCUGUGUUGGAUCAUCAAGUUCCUGUGUUUAUUUGUGACAAAGAUGCAGUAGCUUCUUCUGAGUGGGACAUCACCACACAACAGGUACCGGUGAUUGGACAUUUUGCCAACGCCCUUUCGCUAAUGUCUUAAGUUGUUUCGAUUACGAAAUGAAACAAGCACUAAACAUCUAUAACUCGUUGUUUCAGCCAAAUAAUAUGUAAAUGUCUGAUACAGGUGCGUUAGUACCUCUGAGUUCUUUAAGCCAUUGUUGGGGAACUGACUUAGCACAUUGGCAAAAUGACUUUUAAAGAAGUUAGCGAACAGGAAUUUUUGUUCAACAGCUCAUAGGCGAAACGACUGUAAAUCCACUCCAGGUAACAUACUGAAGGACUGACUGAUGAGGAAUCUAGUAUCCAGUACCUUGGAUCAGGAAUUCACAGCUUGGAAUCCAGAAUCCAAGACUGCCUUGAAUUACCAUACAUGGAGUGAGACAGACGAUGAUUCUGUCUGUUUUUAUUUUACUUUAUUUUUGAUUUACCUACAUUUCUUUAUAUUAAAUGUGAUUUUCUCUUUAUCUUGAUCAGAUACUUCGAUACAUCGAUGGUUUUAACCAUGUUCAGCGGAUCGCUGGGGAAGCUGACAUGGAAAUCAGUCUUGUUAGGAUGUGUAUUCAAGACAUGGUGUAAGUACGGUUUACUACCCACGACAAUAAGCUCAUGCAAAGCUCCAAUUUUUAUGUGCCAACUGUAACCCAGGUUGGAAACCUUGGUAAGAUCUUGACAAGAUCUUGGUAAAAUCAUGGCAAGAUCUUUAAUAAUGAUCUUGGUAAGAUCUUUGGUAAGAUCAUGCAAGAUCUUGGACAAGAUCAUGUAAGAUCGUGCAAGAAGCUACAUGUUCUUGGUAAGAUCUUGACAAGAUCUUUUAACAAUCUUGGCAAGAUCCUGCCAAGAUUUUGGCAAGAUCAAGAUUUGCUAAGAUCUUGACAAGACCAUCAAAGAUCAUUCAUGAUCAUACAAGAUCUUAACAAGGUUCUCAACCUGGGGAGUGUCUACAUAAAUAUAUAACAAACCGCUUAAACAACGUCAACUGGAGAAGUGACAAUCCUUUCCAGGUGUUUAGAUAGUGAGGAUGGCACACAGAUGGCAGACUGAGCAGGAGAAAACAACUUCAUGAAGAAGUGCAACCAAAACAAACAAACAAACAAAAUAUAGAAAAAAAAUAACAACAACAAACAACAAAAUAAGACAAAAAGAAAACAGUGAGGGGUAUUGGACGGAGAGGUAGUUCUCUCUCCCUCUUCCUAUCUUCAUCGUCUUUUUACAGCUGCUAUAUUUACAUGUAUACGCAAGUAAACAUAUACCUUAUUUUAUUCUACUUGCAGUCAAUGUAAAGUUGUCAAAUUAAUUUCUAUUUUCCAGGUAAGUACUCUACUAUUAAUAACUACUUUCUACACAACAUAAUUUGACGUAGCCCUUACUUGCUCUAAUCCAUGUCAUUGUUACCCGGGUAUUUUGUGUUGUAUUGUCCAUCUUAUGGUCGAUGUCUACUGCUACAGUUUUGUUCGCUCGUUAUGUGCAUUCUUUUCCAGGAUUUUUUUUUUAUUCCCCCAAAAGCCAGCAACCAAACUUCAAUACCCUUAAUUCUGCAAGCAGUUACAAUCUCUGUGACAUUGCUUCUUUUCACUGUAAACUGGGAGUCCACAGGCAGUAGGUUGGCUUGUGCAGCAUGGCAUGCCAUUCUUCAAACCGGAUUUUACACAGUCUAGUCUAGUCGCAGUUUAGUCUUUUGUGGUCGCAUGUGAGACUGGUCUAUGUUUUGUUGAAUUGCAUGAUGCUAUGGCUUUUCUCAUUGGCUAUCAAGAGGUUGCGCGAGAAACUGGCUUAAAGUCGUCCCAUGAUGCAAUUCGGUGUGACACGCAGGAGGCCAUUUCCGAAUUGCCUUAAGUCUCUGUUUCAAAGUGAGGUUAAGUACGACGCUCUAGUUCACGUUUGAUAUAUAAAAUAUAUCGAACGUGAAUUUUAAAAAAUUCAAUUGUGGCUCCGUUGUCUCGCAGUUGUCAGGAGAGACUUGAGCGCAAAGACAACCUAUAGAAAAAUGACAGAAAGCGUGGGAGUAGUGUUACAAUUUUGUUAUAUGGAGUGAAGGCUAUUGGCAUGAAAAUAAUUUAUUAUUCUCAAACAAAUAAAACUCAUCUUCACACCGAAAGUUUUGCACUUAGCCUGGUUUUAAAAGUGAGAGAUUUUAGAACUCGGAAAUGGCCUGUUCCCUUUUCCUGUUCGCUCUUUCUUACUGUACUUCAGUUAAUAAGUUAUGCUUAAGAAGUUUGUGGCAUGUCAUUCUUGCAGUAUUCCAAUGUGUACAUCCCCACACCUGAGAUUAAUCAGCUGAUACAUGAUAAGAAGUUACAGGAGGAGUGUCUUCAUUACGUUGGAAAGAAAGGUAGGGAAAUACUGCAGCUGAAGGAACGUUCGGGAAAUAUGUCAGGAGAGGGGAAUUGGAGCCUUUUUAAAACCAGAAAACCGCAAAAGAAAAAAAGAUAUAAAAAUACAAAACACAGAUCCCCUAUGAAAAUCUUUGAAAAACGGAAAAUUAAGGGAUUUUAAUGCUACUUUCGCCUUGCAUUUCUUAGCCUGUUGCUAGCUGCCCCCUCCCUUGGCUGCUCAGAGGUUAUGCAUUUCUACGCUUUGUGAUUGGGUAAAAAAUUCUCCCCCACCCCCCCGCCACAUCCUUUCCCAGUCAAAAGUAUAUAUCAAAACGUAUAGACACAUGCCCGCUAACAGAGACGCUCCGUUUUCUUCAUGCAAUUUUAAAACCUAGGCAUGUUAAUAUCUUUCAUACUCUCAAUCACAGGACGGACGCCGCCGACCUUUCGUGACGUGUUUAUGCUGUACUGCGGGCUCAGUCCAGGUGCGACUGUGAGGGACCUGUGUACCAGAUACAAUCCUGCAAGUCUUCGUGUUGAUGAGAGGUAUUGUGGGAAAAGAGUGGGGUCAUAAUCCAUUGCGUCCUUAUAUCUACCGUUGAUUUGUGUUCCUUCAAUUUCUUUGCGGCCUUCGUUCAUGGAAUUUAUACGCAUAUGGCAAAUUCCUUUUUUUUUCUUUACCAAUUUUCAUUUAAUCCUCGAGUUCAUUUUUACUUGCAGGCGGUUAAUUCAGUUUGGGAUGGUAACAGAGAUUAUCCGUCGCCUUCAUAAAUAUCCAGUUCAGCUUACAGCGCCUUCCAAGAGUGCAUCAUUACCCAGAAGUUAUCACAGGCCGAGAGGGAAACAUUCAGACUCCAACAGAUUUAAACUGUCAGAUAAGUGAGUUUUACUCUGUACAUAACUGGCAAGGCUUCAAAUGGUCACAUUUAGAUAUCAUUCACAGGAACACUUUUGUAAAUAGUAUCAUCGGUGGAAGUUCCACUCAGCCUUUCACUGAUCCAAAUCUCAGUACCACAGGAAAGUGUGCGAAAGAGUUUUCAUUUGGAAUGGUCACAAAAUAAUAUUCCGCGUUCACAAGUUAGAAUCACCCUAAAUUGCAUAUUGAAUAUCACAAAUGAAUGCUUUUUAGUAGUGUUCAUUUCAACGGUCUCACCAUAGAGAGGAUUAAGUCCACGGGAUUAGAAUUUAGAACAGACUUAUGCAGAGUAAUAAAUGGUACCGAAGAAAAGUUAUGUCGCGCGCCAUAUUCCUUUGAAUGGUCACACCCUAGGAUAUCUUUCACAGUCUCUACAUAGAAUAGCAUGAUAAACAGUAUCACAAGAAAGUAGAGCUCAGUACUUAGCUUUCAUUUAUGUGUCUAUCCUUUUGGAUUUCAUCCACGAAUAGUAGGAACGUUCAUUUCAGUGAAUGUGGUGUUAUCUUCUCGCUGAGGAAAAAAAUAAAGGUGUUCCGUUGGUAAAACUGAUUACACAGUGCGAGAAAAAUUUGACCAAACCUGAUCUCAGAUAGAGCGGUUUUCACUUGACUGUCGAAAGGGAUUGGUUUUGGUUUUGGUUUUGGUUUUACUACGCCCUUUGGUUGGCUAGUGUAUUUACUUUGGUUUUGGUUUUACGACAGUCAAGUGGAAACCGCUCUAUAUAAAAAUGUACCAAAAACACGAAAUCAAAGGGAAAACAACGACCGGUUGAAAAGCGGAAAAUUGUUUACUUCUUAAUCAAAUCACAGGUGGUUAGAUGGAAAUCACAACUAUGAUGAAAUAUGCUGCAAAACAGGUAUUGUAACAAAGCUUUCAUCGUUGACAUACUAAGAUUAACUCACUAAAACAGCCAAUCAAUGGAGUAAACGAUGUUUUUACGCACGUAAGAAAAAUAUUACUUGGCCAAUCAAAACCCACAGGGCUGCGUGAGUUUCGCGCCAAAAUUCCCGCCUUUUUCAGAUGCUUGCAGUGUCGUCGCUACGCGGGUCGCUUCGAAGUCGUUCAACGAUAAAAUGAGUUAAGACGAGAGAGUCGUUGUUGAAACGUAAACAACAGUGUGAAGAACAGUUCGGAAAAGAUGAUGGAAACGCUUCGUAUAUUUUGCUUUUACAGCAGAAAAUUGUGAGGGGCCCCACUGCAAAACAAGGUAGAAGGCAGAACCGCGAACGUUGUAAUUCGCAUUAGUAUGUAACUUCAAAUUCAGACGGCUUAUUGCCUCCCCCUCCUUGUAAUUCUCCUUUCAAAUUUGAAAAUCGCUUGUGUUCCACUUAGAAGUGUAGCUUUGUUGUACGAUGAAGAAGUAUGUGAACUGGUUAACUAUUUCUUGCGCCUCCAGGUUUAACUUAUCAAGAGUUGGAGGACAUCGUUGAAGGAGAACCUCACAUUGUGGUUAUAUGGAAGUGAUAACUUAAUGAUGGUGGAACAACAGACCAUCCGUUCAGUGUAAGAUUGCUUUAACCAGCUUUAGAGGUUAUAUAAUCGACGAAAUAACCAUAACAAUAAGAUUGUGUCACGUUAUUUGUGCAGGGACCAUUUUCGGAAAAAAAAAACUGUUGUACGCAUUGUUUGCGCCUCGAAUGCGUUCGAGUUUUCUUAGCUUAAUCAUAACUACCACAAAAUUGUCAAAUCUGAUUGGCUAUCAACUGCCCUGAUUUCAGCCUUAAUUGGCCAGUUUAAUAGGACAGUACGCGUCAUGGACAGUACGCGCCAUCACGCGCGCGCUUAAAUGGCUUAUUUUUUCCACUGCUAGCAAAACAGAAUUUCGAAUUUCUUGUGUUUUGAUGUAAAAAAUAGCCUAUUAUAUCACAAAUUUUGUUAAAGUUAUGAUUAAUUGGUAACAGAACCUCGUGUCGUCCAAUUCGGCCUGUAAUCAUACUCGUGAUUAAACAAAUCGGACUUCCGCUACGCGGUCGUCCGAUUUUGUUAAUCACUCGUAUGAUUAGUAAUGGUAACAGGACUGAGUGGAGUCCAAUUCGGUCUGUAAUCAUACGAAUGAUUAACAAAAUCGGAUGACCGCGUAACGGGAGUCCGAUUUGUUUAAUCACGAGUAUGAUUACAGACUGAAUUGGACGACACGAAGUUCUGUUACCAAUUAAUCAUAACUUUAACAAAAUUUGUGAUAUAUAAGGCCCUUUUUUGAAAUCAAAACAGAAGAAAUUCCAAUUUUUUUUUGCUAGUGGUGAAAAAAGCCAUUUAAGCGCGCGCUUGACGGCGCGUACUGUCCAAUUACUUAGGCAUGACGCUUACUGUCCUAUUAAAUUGUCCAAUUAAGGCUGAAAUCAGGGCAGUUGAUAGCCAAUCAGAUUUGAGAAUUUUGUUAUAGUUUUGAUUACAGACCGAAUUGGAAUCCACUCAUUCCUGUUACCAUUACUUAUCGUCAUUAUUGUUUUCAUGACAUUAGAAGAAUUCACAACGUGACCAUUUUCUUUUUCUUUUCCUUUUUUUCUUUGUAAUUUCUUUGCGUUACCAAUCGUUUACCGUUCAUCAUAUUUACGCAUCCCAGCGUGAGUCCUUUCAUUUUAGUUUUAUCCAUAAGACUUACCUUUGGGCGGAUUUUAUUUGCUCAUUUCGUUAUUUGAGAAAUGGUCGACAUAUCUUAUCUGACGUUUGCAAUAAACUUGAUUCUAAAUCUGACAGGAAGUAAACAGUGCAUUGAUAACGUCUUUAUCUUGAUCGUACGUAUCGUUUUUAAAGCUCCCACUGACAAGUUUAAUUCGGCUGGAACAAACCAUACCAAUUCUGUGAAAUAUCCCAUAUUGUAUUUUAUUCAGUCUAUCUCGGCCUCUUUUUGAAAAAAAAAACUAAUUAAACAGAGAAUUAUCUCGUCUAAUGAAUUACUUUCUUUUUCCACACACGGCACUGCUUAUUGUUUUUUCGACGCGCAUUUUAAAAGCUAUUUCCUUUUAAUUUGCAUGUCAGAAAACCAUUGUAAAGUUACUCUAUGUUGCCAUUUUUAUCACCGCAAUAAGCACUGAAAACAGAAAACGCGCGAUGAUACUAAUAUUCAGAUGCAAAAGUUUCAGUGCAAAAAACAUUGUCAUUGUGCAGUUAUUAUUACUGUAUCGACGUUUAACCCAAGGAAUAGACCAUUUAUCACCUAACCAGGUCACUGUUAACGGAGCGUUUCUGACACUCCACGGCUACGCUUCAAACGGUCCCAGAUUGGGACGCUAUGAUUGUCGCAGUAUAUUACAGUGUGGUCAUCUUUGCCUUAAAAACUUUCGCUGCCUUUCCUUUAACUACCAAGAGUUGAGUAUUCGUAAUGGAUUUUGUGAAUUAAGUGGAGUGAGUGUUGGAUCAAGACAUGAACGCGAUAAACUGAUCAGAAAGAUGCCUGGAUUCGUUUUCGUACAGUUAGUAGGAAAAGCUCCAGUAAGUAAUCGGUUCACUUUGAUACAAUAAUGCUACUUUUUAGAGAAGAAAGAAAUUGUUGAUGAUUUGUACUGGGGAACCUUUGGUUGUCUUCGUACAAUUAGUUGGAAAAGUUCUAGUAAGUCGUUUAUACUUGUCACCUCCAUACAGUAGUACUAUCCUUCUAGAAAAAACAGAAUUUGUUCUUGGUAUGUACGGGGAACCUUUAGUUCUGCACCCCGUUUUAUUCGUUACCUUUUUAGCAAUAAGAUUAUAGGAAAUCUUUCACUAACUAAAUCUUUUUUUUUUAAUUUACUUUGUUUUUGCAUCUCUGUGUGAUGUUGCCUUGUGCUUAAAAAUCGUGCGAAGUGGAUGAAGGAAUAUAUAUAUAUAUAUUCUUGGUUUGCAACCACGUGACAAGGCGGCCACGUUGGGGGUCAAAACAAAAGAAUAUUUCCUCGAAAAAUUUACAUGAAAAUAGAGUUUAGUUCCCAGAGGAGAGAAAUGCUUUUGUUCUUGACCACCAACAUGGCCGCCGUGACGUCACGUGCAAACCAACAAUAUUCUAAUUUGUCUUCUGAAAUGAUGAUUUUAUUUUUAUUUAUUUUUUAAUUUUUUUUUCGUGAUUAUCAGUUGAAAUUGAAAGCAAAUACACACUAUGAAAAACAGGAACACAAUUCAUUACAACAGAACUACUUUUAAUAAGUCAAGCUACUAGACUGACGCAUUAAUUAAAGAAAUAAGCAGCUGACAAGACGACUGCUAAUAUUAUGCAGCAUAAGGAGCGAAUUUCAUCUUUCCAUCAGUGGCCGGGACUUUUAUCAGAAAAAAAGCAUAAGUUUCAAUAUGAACUUCUAAAAGUAAAUUUUUCCAUCACGUCAAAAUUUUAUAACCGGCACUUUUUUUUUCGUGAUUAUCAAUUGAAAUUGAAAGCAAACACACACUUUGAAAAACAGGAACACAAUUCAUUACAACAGAACUACUUUUAAUAAGUCAAGCUACUAGACUGAAGUAUUAAUUAAAGAAAUAAGCAGCUGACAAGACGACUGCUAAUAUUAUGCAGCAUAAGGAGCGAAUUUCAUCUUUCCAUCAGUGGCCGGGACUUUUACCAGAAAAAAAGCACAAGUUUCAAUAUGAACUUCUGGAAGUAAAUUUUUCCAUCACAUCAAAAUUUAUAACCGGCACUUUUUUUCGUGAUUAUCAAUUGAAAUUGAAAGCAAACACACACUAUGAAAAACAGGAACACAAUUCAUUACAACAGAACUACUUUUAAUAAGUCAAACUACUAGACUGAAGUAUUAAUUAAAGAAAUAAGCAGCUGACAAGACGACUGCUAAUAUUAUGCAGCAUAAGGAGCGAAUUUCAUCUUUCCAUCAGUGGCCGGGACUUUUACCAGAAAAAAAGCAUAAGUUUCAAUAUAAACUUCUAAAAGUACAUUUUUCCAUCACGUCAAAAUUUAUAACCGGCACUUUUUUUCGUGAUUAUCAAUUGAAAUUGAAAGCAAACACACACUAUGAAAAACAGGAACACAAUUCAUUACAACAGAACUACUUUUAAUAAGUCAAACUACUAGACUGAAGUAUUAAUUAAAGAAAUAAGCAGCUGAGAAGACGACUGCUAAUAUUAUGCAGCAUAAGGAGCGAAUUUCAUCUUUCCAUCAGUGGCCGGGACUUUUACCAGAAAAAAAGCAGAAGUUUCAAUAUGAACUUCUAAAAGUAACUUUUUCCAUCACAUCAAAAUUUAUAACCGGCACUUUUUUCUUGUUUUUUUUUUUGUUGUUUUUCUUUCUGUCGAUGCUCUGCUAGGGUCUGAAAAGUGGUUUUCACUCAGCAGAUCUCUUCUGGAAAAUUAUCGUUAAUCACAAAACUCAUUUGGCACAGUUUUAAUUACAAGAGAAUCCCUCUUUACUAACAUUUGCUCAAUAGGCCCUUUGCUGAUAGUCAUUCACGUGGUACAAAACCGCCAUGCUGGAGAGCGAGGGAUGCACAAAAAGCGUUAUGUAUCGGUCAAAUGGAAGCUUCAACAUGCCCCCCGGGCAUACCCCGGGCAUUUGACACCUUUGCCGUCCCGGGGAGGAGGGAAUUUGAUUAUCAGAGUCUUCCAGGGGGUGGGGAAUUUGAACUACACCCUCGAUUUCAUGUAAAAUCUUUGGCGUGACGAGCUAUCAUGGGGGACGCGGUGUUAGGGGAUUUUUGUGGAAAAGAUUGUGCCUUUGUGGCCAAUUGGUUACAAGGAAAGGGCUUAAACAAGCUUUGUGCCGUUUUUGAAGUAUUUAAAUUUUAAAAUUUUUAAUAUUGGAUUCAGGCUUUGAAUGUAUGAAUGUAUGUUAUUGUUGUGUUUACAAUGAAAUACAAUACCUGUACCAGCGAUUCAAUACAACAACAUAAAAUAGAAUGAAAUAAAAUAAAAAUCUCAGGUCAACUACUUUGAACUACUGCAAGUAUGUUAAUUUUUACGGUGAGCGAUGAUGCAUGUCAGUGAAAUGGUCAUGAUGUAGUAAUCUCAAUAGGUGGGAUCUUUUUUUAUAGAAUGCUUUUUAUGUUGCAUGAUGAAGAAAAGCUGAGCAUUCAGUGACCUUGUAGCAGCGAUUUCCGCCGCUUUGCACGAGUGUUUUGUUCGUAGUAAAUACGCUAACAGUGUUUCUCAGUUUUUGUUAUAUUUAUAAAGAUUUUGUUCGACAACUGAAGGCGUUUCCGCCGUCCUUCUGUCAUUUUUGUGCCUGUGAAAUGUCCCCGGGGUGGGGGCAUUUGAUCAUCUGAAUGGACCCUAGUGUGGGGCAUUUGAACGGCAUUUGGGCCCGGACAUAAAUCAUAGGUGGUGGCAUAAUUAAACAAGUUAGCUCGGUUAAAUCUCUGGGUGUGCAUAUAGACGAAAACCUUUCAUGGAAUAUGCACAUUGCAAAAAUAGCCAAGAAAAUCGCAUCGGGCAUUGGAGCAAUUAAACGUUGUAGGCCUUUUGUUAAUCGAACCACGCUGGAGUCCGUUUUCAAUGCCUUAGUUCAACCGUACUUUAAUUACUGCAGCGAGGUCUGGGGACAUUGUAACAAAAGUCUUUCGAAUAAGCUCCAAAAGUUGCAAAACCGGGCUGCCCGUAUUCUAACCUUCUCCAGUUAUGACACAAGCGCUGAUCCUCUUCUUGAGCAACUCAACUGGAAACGGUUGGAUACUCAGCGACAAAUACAAGUGGCCACCAUGGUCUAUAAAUCUAUACAUGGUCUUGCGCCCGACUAUCUUGGUUCUCUUUUCACUAAAUAUAAUCCACCUUAUAAUUUAAGGAACUCUGAAAACAAACUAGCUGUUCCAUUCUCCCGCACCAAUUUCUUGAAAAAUAGCUUUAGCUAUAAUGGUGCGGUUAUCUGGAACAGCUUGUCCCCUGAAUUACGGCAUCUAUGUAAAGCAGAAUUUCUUUAUUUUCUCUAUUUUUACUAUUUAAAUUUUUGGAUCAUGUUUAUAUAGAUUAAAGUAGAUUGUAAUUUUUAUAAUUAUUAUUUUAUUUGAUAGAUUUACCGUGUUUAAAUAAAAAUAAAGUUCAAGUUUUUCAAGUUCAAGUAGGGGGGAAUUUGAACAAUAAUUUUCAAAAAAGUCAAAUGCCCGGGGGGUUGCCCGGGGGGCAUGUUGAAGCUUCGAUUUGACCGAUAUAUUAUCGUUGAAAGGAAAAAUAUGAUAUUAGUUGUCUUUCUUGUCUAUCUUUGUUUUGCUCAGGUGUUAGUUUUCGACAAAGACAUUAUUGAAUUUGAAUGUUUCUCUUGGGACGACCGUAAUAACCAGGAGAAAUUAAAAACAAAGGUUAUGCAAUUUUUGGGGGGGGGGGGGGGACAAACAAUGUGUGAAAUGGGAGAUAUGCAAAUGGCGAAUUGUUAUUUUGCAUCUGACGUCACAGCAACCAUGUUGGUUGAUAAGAACAAAAGAGUUUCCCUCCCCUGGGAACUAAACGCUUUUUGCGUGCAAAUUCAGCGAAAAAAAUUUAACUGUUUUAUCAACCAACAUGACCGCCUUGCUUUUUGGAUGCAAAAGGAAGUAAAUUGCUCUACAAGAAAAUCUCAUGAAAAGUUGCAAAAAAAAUGAACAACACAAAGUAUGGAUUAUUUUCACACGACGUCACGCCCGCCAUAUUGGUGUCCCAAAACAAUGAAACGGCGGCCAUGUUGGUGUCCCAAACCAAACCUGUGGGAGUUGAACUCUUUUCUUAUGUAAAAACUUUCUUUUAUUCCUAGGAAUUUACACAGGGUUCGUACAGAGUCUUGAAUUCUUUAAAAAGUCUUGAAAUUUGCCCAGCAAUUUCCCAGACCUGGAAAAAGUCUGGAAAAAAUGGUAAAAAGUCUUGAGCUUUUUCUUUUUGCAAAGCUAUAACAUGUACUUCAUAAAUGAAUUUUGUUUCGUUUUGGUCAGAUCUUCUUCAAUCUCGCCCUUACGUUUGCAGUGCAUCUUAAAAAAACUUUGUUCCUGCCUUUUUAAGGUCUGUAUCGAUCACCUAUUUGAUAACCUUGACUUUGGAAAAAGAAAUUAUUGUUUUGGAAAAAUAGUUUGGAAAAAGUUUUGAAUUUUGGAUCUAAAAAUCUGUAUGAACCCUGUUUGCAUAGCUGCUUGCCAUUUGAGUGUAAGAGUUCUAUGUAUGUUUUUACCCCAUUGUUAUUUCUUAUUUCAGCCUCGGAGUUGCCUUGAUUACCUGCGCACUGGUAGACGUUAUUCGGGAUUUUUCAAUAUUUUCGACGAAAAAGGAACUUCCAUGGUAGUGUAUUGUGAUCUUACUUCUGAACCCAAAGCUGCAUGGACGCUCAUCAUGUCAGAAAGGACACCAGGAUUUGAUUUAUUCAAAAGAGUGCCUCUUUUUAAAGAUAAAGUUAUAAAUGAGUCUAUUCCGAACUGGGAUGCUUACAGGCUGUCACUUUUUAAGAUGAAGCAGCUGCGGUUGCUUUCAUCUCACUGGAGAAUAACUUGCAGCUUUCAGUUGGAUGGAUUAGUCUAUCGAGAUUAUGUCCGUGGCAAGUUCGCAGACUUUGAUAUCAUUGAUUUUAAACGAUCUCGCACCUGCAUGAGUGUUGAGUACGUUAACGUUCGAGGCUACAGCUGUAGCAACUGUCAAAUGCCUUGGUGGCAAGAUGAGGAAGUAAUGUUACAUCACGACAGUUCAAAGCCGCGAUGUGGCUAUAAUGCGUCCAAAGGAGCUGUAAAGAACGAAGAUAACUUCGGUUUUUACACUAGGUUCAAUCCUUCUUUCCGAUGUACUGAGUCGGGGCGAGAAUCCACGACGAAUCACUGGUUUGGUUCAUACUUGAAUUGACAUAAAUCCGAAGUUGAAAAAGCGAGGUCUUGUCAGAGACAUACUCAAGCAACGCAUUAUGAUUCCUUCGUCGUAAACGGGUAGAUAUAAAAAACUGUUAGUUUCGAAUUUCAGACCAACAAUAGCCAUCAAUGAAUGUAAUUGUUUUUCGCUAAAACAAUUCGUGUACCUUCCGUUGUACAAUUACAAUUGAACCGUCCAUAUUAGCGACUAUUCAAUACGCCUAGAUUUGUCGGUCGCGUACAGAAGGUUUUGCGAGAGUAGGGCAGUAAUUAGUAUGUUUAGCCAACACUAAAAGCAGGGCUCCCGCCUAGAAGUUGUCGUUGACUUGAAACAACUGAUACACUUUAUUGCAAAAACGAAAACACUGAUAACUAGAUGAAUGAAAGAAUAAAUAAAUAAAAUUAAGUAAAUAUAUCUACUUACAGGUAACUAUAAACUUAUAUUUACAUUAAACGCAUGUGCACGGAAACACAAAUUGUUUACUCAGUAUACAAAAUUUCAAAUAAUAAACACAAUGUAAACUUAAAUUGCAGUGCUGUUAGACUAUCCACACGGCUUAUCAGCUUCAAGUUGGAAUUCCCUUGUCUUAGGAUGAAAAUGCAGGAGACUGUAAAAACAUUCCAAAGAAAAAUGAAAAUGCGUACAAACCAAGCUUUUUUGUUAAUUUGAAAAUCUCUGAUACUAAGUUUGUUCCAACGAAUGGACCGCGAACUACCUUGCAUACAAUUAAGGAGUAAUUGCCACCACCGAUUGAGACAAAAAGGACCGAUUGGUAUAAACUUAUUUUAACGCAAAAGUCAUAUUAGCCAUCGCACUUACUUGUUUGAAAUUUUUGUUGUUUUUAAGCUUUAAAAGAGUAAAACUUGAGCCAGUGGUCAAGGAUUAACGCAGAGCGCUUUAACCGAUCCUUUGUAAAUCUAGUGUAAAUGGGAUUAUUUUGAAAUAAAAUUUGUCAGUUGCUUGUAAUUAAUUUAACAAUUAUGACUUCUAUAGUAAACGUGAUUUGUAAAUACAGAUUUUAUUAUCAUCGUUAACGUGGCUAUUAUUUUUCCAAAGUCUUAUUUGUGGGAAACUGUGUGGUGGUGUUGAUCAUAUUAAUCGUUGUUUCUUUGAAUUAACUAAUUUACCUGUAUAUUGUAGGGGCAGUGUGUUGUCGUUAAUUAUGAAUUAUUUAUUCGACUCAUGUGCUAAACAAUGGUGAGGUUCUUACUUUAAGGUUUUCAGUUCUGGCCGUCUUUGCCGAAAGACUGCCUUAAAUUUCAGUGAGGUGCAGAUAGGUGCUAUGAAGGGUAGUUGGAAGAGUGUCGCUGAGAUAUUCCUACUUCAAGUAGCUUUGGGGAGUGCAACGCUUUCCCCGCACAGAAGCAGAUGUUUAAGAAUUGGAAACUUCUCACCUCCCAUUAAGAGUAAGAGCUUAUUUUUCUUCUUUUCUUCCUUACGUUUAAGCAACAGUAUACCUAUACGAUCCGCCAAAUAUUUUUAAUCAAUAUAGGGAAUAUCUUUUUACGGACGUUCCUGAAUCUCCUCUCAUUCUUUAUCUCGUCAUUUGGUAUGUUUUUACGACUAAUAACUUGCUGAAAUUUCGUCUGUGGGAUUCCUCAGUGACUCAUUUACAGUAUCGUUUUUUUUGGUUGUUUCUAAAAUUUAACCUGCCAACAAAUUUAUCAUAUAGGGAUACUUUUACAAAUGGUAAAUGAUCUUAAUCAAAUGUUCUUGUUUUGGCAAUACACGAUCAGUGGCUAAACUAUAUUCUACCGUCACUUCAUUAUCCCGAUGAAGUUGUAAUCAAUCUCAACUGUGACUGUUCGAAAAGGCGGGAACAACUGACGAAUCACCACAAAGUUAAAAAGUCAAAAUUUCCCAAAGCAGAGAAAAUACUUUAUAUUCAUACCAAAGGUUGUCUUUAAGCCUUCAGCGAAAUGGAAUGGAAAAAUGUGCGUUUGUGAGACUAUCAGUUAUAGUUGUUAACACAUAACGUUACAUGGUAUCAUAAGACUUGAUUGACAUGCAGCCGUUCUGGAGAAGGUUGUAAACCAGGCUCUCGGAAAGUGUUUGCAAUAGAGCCUACUUUGUCAUUGACGAACCUCCUAAAAGUCUUAUCUUUAAACUCUUUUGCGCCUGAAAUAUUGAGAUGUAAAUGUUUGUGGAAAUAACUUAAUUUAGAAAGCCGGAUAUUUAAUUUUCGCCCGGUAGGUGGCCUUUUGAAAAACAGGUGUACACUGUAGUUUGUUCUUAGACCGAUUACGGUGAAUGGCAGGGAAUUGGUGCUAGCAGAGAAAUUUAAAAAGCCUGUUAAAAUCAAUUUUUCACGGUUUUAAUGUUGUCUUCGUUUGUUUUUUCGUUGGAACACUCACUUGAAUAGAAUUCCUAGUAGAAGCAGAACCUUCUGCUUUCUGCAACAUCUUUUUGAAACCUGCAACAGCCUGAUUUGAUAUGACGUCACAUUGUUAUUCGUAACACUAAGAGACUUUGAAACUACUGCCUUUAAUUGUGGAAUUUCUGAAGCCAUCGAUCUAAGAGUUUUAUUGCAUUCGAAUCAUUCUACUAGUCUCUAUCAACUACGUUAGAUAAGCAAAAUAGUUUAUUCACUUCCCAUACUAAUGUGAGUUCCACAUUACAGCUUCACGAGGUAUUAACAGAUUAAGUAUUGCUAAUUAUGUUAUUGUUGACGUCAUAGAUUACUCUCUUGCUGGUCACGUGAUUUCUAGCACACAAGUACCCUCAAGGAUCGACUGUGGUUUUAACUGUUUGGAGGAACAGCGGUGUGUUUCGUACAACUACGAAGAAGGAGAGAAAGUAUUUCAUGACUGUGAAUUAAACAGCGAAAGUAAAGAGACAAGGUCGUCCGACCUAACAGAGAGAACUAACUACUCUUAUUAUGGCUUACGCAAAAGUGUAAGUGAUAAGUUUUAG